AUGUGGGAGGACGGUUAUCUCGUUCCACAAGCUGUUCUCAAGAAGCUGGACGCUCAGAUGGAGCGGUUAAGGGACGCAGCUGUAGGCGGCGCUGCUGGCUGUAGCGCUCAGAAUCCCGCGCUGGAGCAGCUCUCAUACGACUGGAAGCUUCUGCACGCCAGCUUCCUUAGGUUUUCGUACCAGAUCUACAACUAUGGCGAAGGCUUGAUGGGGCAAGCAGUGUCAGCGGAGGCAGCCGAGUGGGUCUACAACGAUUCCAAGUACUACAGGGCAGAUGCCCUAGACUCUGUGCAGAACCAACACCCGCCAGGAUGGGAUGAACAUUUCGCGUCUGGUAUCAAGACCAUUGCUGUGAUCCCAGUUCCUGGUGGAGCCGUACAAAUUGGUUAA
Messenger RNA from Closterium sp. Naga37s-1, 390 nucleotides. The record is from the annotation of a GenBank genome assembly. Lineage: Eukaryota; Viridiplantae; Streptophyta; Zygnematophyceae; Desmidiales; Closteriaceae.